ACCCCCAAACCACCCCACAGACCCCCCUCCACAUCCACCCCACUGACCUCUCUCCCUCCAUCCCUCUCCCCCCCCAACAGGAUCUCGGCCUCCACCCCUCCCCGCCCGUCCCCCCACUUCCUACGGGCCGUGAAGGCCUUGCCCCCCCGCUUCACCCCGGACACCGCCGCCGACUACGGCGAGCUCCUGGCCGCCUACGGCACCCACUACAUCCAGUCGGCCCAACUGGGGGGCCGCCUGCGCGCCGUCACCGCCAUCCGCACCUGCCGGGCCACCGUGGCGGGGCUGAGCGCCCAGGAAGUGGCCGACUGCUUGAGGGUGGAAAUGGCCGCCAACGCCGGCCCCCUCCGGCUCCAAGCCAUGGCCACCGCCUGCAAGGAAGCCCGGGCAAGCAACCAGGCCAACGCCAGCUUCAACGAAGUCUUCAACGAGCGUUUGGUGGAGGUGGAAGGCGGCGAGGAGCACGGCGACCUACUCUACGGUAGGCCCGAGGCCUACUCAAGAUGGCUGCAGGGCCUGCCCCGCCUCCCCGGCCUGGUGGCGGCCAACGUCCGGCCCCUCCACACCCUCGUCCCCAAAUCCGACCGGCGGCACGGGGCGUUACGGGCGGCCAUCGGGCACUACAUCGCCUGGCGGGCCUUGCGGCUCAACUGCAGCCAGCCCUGCGCCGGCGGCGGCCAUCUUGUGGGCCCCUGCCAAUGCAGUUGCCCAGCCAACGCAGCCGUCACCGCCGGCUGCUGCUCGCGGCACCGGGGCACGGCGCGGGUGACGGUGCUGGUGCAGGAAGGGCAGGGGUGGCAGGGGGACCACUUUUCGGCCACCGACGCCUACGUCCGGGUGUUUCUGGGAGGCCGGCGGGCGCAGACGGCGCCGGUGUGGAACAACAACCACCCGAAAUGGCGGGCGCGCUUGGAGCUGGGGGUCCUCGACCUCGUCCCCGGCGCCCUCCUCAAAUUGGAGGUGUGGGACCGCGACAACGGGUGGGACGACGACCGCCUGGGGACCUGCACCGAGCCCGUGGAGGCCGGGCGGACCCGCGAGGUCGUCUGCUUCGCCGGGGGAGGCCACCUCAAGUUCAGCUACCUGGCGGCGUGCGGGCCGGCUUUGGGGGGGCCCCUCUGCCAGGACUACGUCCCGCAGCCCCCCCGGACCAACGGGGGGCUCUACCACCUCUCCCACUGGCCGCCGAGGCCCGGCGAUGGCCCCGUGACUUGGCCCACCCAAGAGGAAGAGGAGGACGAGGAAGAGGACGAAGGCGGGAGCCUCCACGGGGACUCUGGGGGGUCUCUGGGGGGGUCCUGGGACGAGGACGAUUCGUGGGAAGACCUCGAUGAUGGGGUGGACGGGGCCGGUGGCUCGAGGGAGGCUUCUGCGGAGGUCGAGUCCUCGCCUGGCCUCCAAGAUCCCUCUUUUGGCCUCAAAAAGGCUUCUCCAGACCUCCAAAAUCCCAAAUUCGGCCUCCAGGAGGAUCUCCUGGACCUCCAGGGUCCUUCAUCGGGCCUUGAGGAGACUUCUCCAGACCUCCAAGAUCCUUCUUUUGGCCUCAAAAAGGCUUCUCCAGACCUCCAAAAUCCCCAUUCUGGCCUCCAGGAGGAUCUUGCGGACCUCCAGGAUCCAUCAUCGGGCCUCGACGAGGAUCUCCCGGGCCUCCAGGAGCCCAGUUUUGGCCUCAAGGCUUCUCCAGACCUCCAAAAUCCCCAUUUCGGCCUCCAGGAGGAUCUCCUGGACCUCCAGCCUCCAUCUUCUGGCUCCGGAGAAG
Messenger RNA from Oxyura jamaicensis (ruddy duck), 1759 nucleotides. It is a transcript of the gene PRF1, whose product is annotated as perforin 1. The record is from RefSeq and is a predicted model, not a curated record. The annotation marks the transcript as partial. The transcript has 3 exons. NCBI's taxonomy places the organism in Eukaryota, Metazoa, Chordata, Aves, Anseriformes, Anatidae.